CUUGACGUCUUUGGCCGUCAGAUCUUCGUCGCGAAACCGGGCCUGCUGGCCGACCUGCUCGUCCACAACUGCUACGACUUCGCCAAGCCCAGGCGGAUCAGCGCGUUCCUGCGGCGGAUUCUCGGCGAUGGCCUCAUCAUUGUCGAGGAAGAC
Molecule: messenger RNA, 153 nt
Organism: Lasiosphaeria miniovina
Lineage: Eukaryota; Fungi; Ascomycota; Sordariomycetes; Sordariales; Lasiosphaeriaceae
Product: cytochrome P450
Exons: 1
Source: RefSeq, a predicted model, not a curated record